GUACAGAAAAGAAAGAGAGGAGUGAGGAAAAAGGGUGAAAGAAACAAAGGGGGCAGCAAAAAGUAGCACCUCCCCUAAGCUUAUCCCAGCGCCAGACACCACCCUCUUCCGGUAGUUUCAGCCCACUGACUGUGACAGUAACACCAAUGGGGGAGGAGGGAAAGAAACCGGAGGAACCCAAGGUGGAGGAGAAGAAGCCAGAAGAAGCCGAGAAGAAACAAGAGGAGAAGAAGGAAGAAACAGCGGAAAAACCAGCAGGGGAGAAAAAACCAGAAGCGACUCCUCCACCGCCACCGCCACCGCCCGAGAUUGUGCUCAAAGUGUUCAUGCAUUGCGAGGGUUGCGCUCGGAAGGUUCAUCGCUCCCUCAAAGGAUUCCCAGGUGUCGAAGAAGUGCUCACCGACUGCAAAUCUCACAAGGUGGUUAUCAAGGGAGAGAAAGCGGAUCCUCUGAAGGUUUUGGAGAGAAUACAGAGGAAGAGUCACAGAAAGGUGGAGCUUCUCUCUCCGAUCCCGAAACCUCCAGAGGAGAAGGUCCCGGAAGAAGAAAAACCAAAGCCCAAGCUCGAAGAGAAAGUACAAGAGCCACCGAUUGUGACGGUUCUGAAAGUUCACAUGCAUUGCGAGGCUUGUUCACUGGAAAUCAAGAGACGCAUCCAGAGAAUGAAGGGGGUGGAAUCAGCUGAACCCGAUCUGAAGAAGUCAGUGGUGAGUGUGAAGGGCGUGUACGAUCCAGAGAAGUUGGUUGAGUACGUGUACAAGAGAACUGGGAAGCACGCAGUGAUCGUGAAGCCGGAGGCAGAAAAGAAAGAGGAGAAGGUGGAGGAAGCAAAAGAGGAGAAAAAGGAGGAGGUUGAGAAAGAGAAGAAGAAGAGUGGUGAAGGAGAAGAAAACAAGGAAAAGAAAGAGGAAGAAGCAAAGGGUGAGACGAAGGCAGAGGAAACAGCAGUAGUAGCAGCAGCUGCAACAUCUAGUGAAGAGAGCAACAAGGUUGUUCCAGAGGUGAAGAUUAAUGAAUACUUCUAUAACCCACCAAGGUAUGGCAUGGAGGUGUAUGCAUAUCCUGCACACCCUGUACAACCAGCAUACCCUGCAUAUUUCCAUGCCUACCCUCCCCAGAUAUUCAGCGAUGAGAACCCAAAUGCCUGCACUGUCAUGUAAAAACGGAAGGGGUCAAGGGUGAAAUGGGAAAAUUCUCAACUAUGGGUGCCUCAUAAUAUAGAUUAUACCCUUUCCUGGGUUACUUAUGCGCUGUUGUACUAUUCCUGCUGAAAGUACACUGUAUGCAUAAACUAUAGAAUUUUCAAUUUCCUAAGACUUUAUGUUUAAGUACAAUAAAUAUACUAUACUACUUAAAAAAUCAGAAAAAUUAAAA
Molecule: messenger RNA, 1374 nt
Organism: Vigna unguiculata (cowpea)
Lineage: Eukaryota; Viridiplantae; Streptophyta; Magnoliopsida; Fabales; Fabaceae
Product: heavy metal-associated isoprenylated plant protein 7-like
Molecular function (GO): metal ion binding
Source: RefSeq, a predicted model, not a curated record